CUUUGUGUGGCUGCUUUAAAACUUUUGCAGAUUUAUUUAAGAUUUCUCACUGGUUACUUUUUAGGGGAAGAAAUAAUCAAGUUACGUCUCUGAACUUAGGAUAUUUACUGCACCCUUAAAAGAAAAACCAAGUCGAUAAAGCUGAUAAACAUAUUGUCAGUUUGUCUAUCACCGUGGCACGUCGAAAGAGAAGAUUAUAAAAUUUGGCGGUCAAACUGCUUCCUAUAUAUGUCCAAGAAUGGGCUGUUUAGCUCUACUACUGUCGACAUUGCUGCUAUUUUGCCAUGGUUUCGACAUAAAAACCCGACAGCACUGCUGUAGCUUAGGAACUAAUUAUUCAUCGAACAAUCAAGCAUGCAAAACAUUUCAGCCGCCAAUUCCAGGUGUCUCAACUAUAGAUGAAAGAGCUUGCCUCAAUACAGUCGAUUUCUGUUGCAAAAAGGAAAUGCGAAUUAGACAGUGUGACUUAGGUAAAGAAGAUGCUAAAGCCAAUUGUACAGAAAACGACGGAGAUAGGCGAGACUGUUGUGAAGCAUGUCGGUUAGGUGUAGAAUCAAAAAAAAAUGGUGAUUUAUGUUUCGACUCACUUCAGUUGGGACCACCGUAUUCUGAAGCUUUUAUAAGUUGUUGCGAGGAAGCUGAUGUAGAAGCAACUGCCACAAGUACAACUCCCAAGGUACUUUUAUCAACGCAAGCAACUACGUCUGCCGAAAGUGCAAAAUAUUCCAAGUCCUUUGAAGAAUCAGCCUUUUAUCCAGGAUUAUCUGAGGAAAACGUAUGUGAAACAAGAGAAUUUUGUGCACAACUUUGCACCCCGUCUGGAGAAGGUAGUUUUAACUGUAGCUGUUUUCCUGGAUAUCAGCUUAUGAAAGAUGGAGUCUCUUGUAAACCAAUGAAACGCGCCAAAGGCAGCAGGUGUGAGGAGAAUAAUCCUUGUGAUCAUGAUUGUAUCGAUACGGGAACCACAAUUGAAUGCUCGUGUAGAGACGGUUAUGAACUGGGUGGAGAUAAAAAAUCAUGUAACGAUAUCGAUGAAUGCGAGCUUGGAAUUUAUCAAUGCGAAGCAGGCGAAGAAUGUGAAAACGAUGAAGGUACCUAUUUAUGUUUUGUUAUUGAAUUAGACGCAGAUGAAGAAACAUACAGCAAAUGCCCUGUUGGACACAGGUUUAACGUCAAAAAAUCCGUAUGCGAUGAUAUUGACGAAUGUGAAAUUCCUUUGAUUUGUCCACCACCAAAAGUAUGCAAAAAUUCUAUUGGAUCAUUUAAGUGCGAUGGGCCAGAUUGUCCUCCAGGAUUCUACUACAAGGCUUCAAUUGAAGCAUGCGCAGAUAUCGACGAAUGUAUAAGCGGAGACAACGAUUGCAACAAAAGUUCUCAGUUAUGUGUUAACACAAAAGGAAACUAUACUUGCGUGGAUAAAGCAUCCAGGCAAGCUUGUCCCGCUGGAUUUAAAAAAAAUGACGAGACUCUGCUCUGCGAAGAUAUUAACGAGUGCGAGGACUACCUAAAAGUAUGUGUGAAAGACGAACAAUGUAUCAACGAAGAGGGUGGCUAUAAAUGCAUACCCAUUGACUCAAAUAAUCAGCUAAACAAUAACAUUCCGAUAACCAUUCCUUCAAAAAUUGCAGAAUCAUCAGAGCCGCGGUCAUGCCCUCGUGGUUUCAAAUAUAACAUGACGCAAAACACCUGCGAUGAUGUUAACGAAUGUCAGCUACGCUUAGACAAUUGUUCUCCGAUGCACAGAUGUGAUAAUUCUAUUGGAUCGUUUUAUUGUACAAGGACAGUUUCAUGCGGUACAGGUUAUACUCUCAAUUCGGCAAACGACCUCUGUGAAGACGAUGAUGAAUGUGCGUUAGGUACGCAUAAUUGCAACGAUCUUGGAACAAAUUACAGAUGUAAGAACCAAAUGGGCACUUACCGAUGCGAACCUCUUAGACCUAUUUAUCGCCAUCCUUCUAUUACUUCUACCACUACGACCACCACCACUACUACUACUACUACUAAACCGCAUAUAGUAACUGUUUCUAAAACUACCUUAGCAGCCAGCACCACAAGCACAAACGUCUAUACUAGUAUGAGUACGGGAACUGCAUUGCCUAGCAACUCUGAUAAUUAUAUAACAACUACUUUAAAACCUAUUCCCAUCAGAAACCCGUGGGGGGAACCUUUUUAUGGCAAUAACAGAAAGCCCUGGUGGCUAACACAGCAGGAAAAAACAAGGUAUCCUUAUCAACUAACUACUAGAAGAGUGCCUACUUACGUAACUAGAGCACCAAUUAGACUGGAACCAUAUAAUCCGUACUCUAGAACCCCGUAUGCUCCGUUUUAUAUUCCAACCAAGAAAACUACAAUAUUGCCAAUUAUUAAUGACAUGUUAAAAAAGUGUCUGCCUGGGUACAAGAUGAGUGCAAAUGGGGAUUGUGAAGAUAUCAACGAAUGUCAGAGCAACCCAUGCCCCAGGGGCUCUAAAUGUAUAAAUUUGAACGGGAGAUUUCAAUGUAGCUCACCACUGUUUUGUAAAAUUGGAUACGAGCCUAAUGAAGCAGGCGAUGGAUGUGUUGAUGUAGAUGAAUGUGCUAAAGGCGGUCUUCAUAACUGCAGUAAAACCCAAAUUUGCAGAAACGGACAGGGAUAUUACACCUGCGAAUGCCCUCCAGGACACCAUCUGAAUAGAAUGACUCAAGCUUGUGAAGAUUUGGAUGAAUGCAAAUUUUAUAAGCCAUGUGGAAACUACGCUGACUGCAAGAAUACAAUAGGGUCAUUCGAAUGCUUAUGUCAUUCUGGAUUUAAGAUGAUACAAAACGCUUGUCAUGAAAUAAAUGAAUGUGAAGAAAUUACUGGUUUGUGUCAAGAUAUCUGUAUCAACUUAUGGGGAUCUUAUAGAUGUGCUUGCAAACCUGGAUAUACUUUAAACCCAGAUAACAGGACCUGUGUGGAUAUCAAUGAAUGCGAACGCUUUAAAGACCGCAAGCUAUGUAUUGGAGAUUGCGUAAAUGUUCCUGGUAGUUAUUCUUGCGACUGCCCAAAGGGUUACAAACUGGGAAGUGACAAAAGAGUUUGUAUAGAUAUUGAUGAAUGUCAGCAAAAUGUUUGUGGACCCCAAGACGCUUGUGUUAAUAUUCGAGGGAGCUUCAAAUGCUAUCCAAUUACUUGCACAAACCAUUAUGUCAAAGAUCCAAACCAUAAAGCACGCUGCAAAAGACUAACAUGUGAUGCAAGAGACAACCAAUGUCUACUAAUGCCUGAACAAUACUCUUAUCAAUACUUUGCUUUGGUUUCAAACCUGCCAUUAUCGGAUGAUGGAAUUCCGUUGUUUAAAAUUAAAGGUCCCGAUUGGUCGGCCGCCGUAGCUGAUUUCUCAUUAAAGCUAUUAGAAGUUAAUUGUCCUCCUGGUGUGAAAAAAGUGGAUGCAAGUUUUGUAAAAAAAAUAGACCAUGAGAAUAACUUGAUGGAACUCAGCUUGGUAAAAAGCAUAGAGGGGCCCCAAGAAGUGAAACUGGAAGUUGAAAUGAAACUAUAUCAAAGAAAUACACUUAUUGGGCGAGUUGUAGUGUAUAUCAUUAUAAUAGUAUCAGAAUUUACAUUUUAAUGUUAUACCUUAUUUAAAAAACACCUAAUGUCUGCGACACCUCAUCAGUUUCUACACUUUAUAUACAUAUUACAGUAAAAAAGUUUGACGUAUUAAGUAUAUUCGAUAGACUUCAUGCCAACGUACGGAAAUUUCAUUUUUAAAAUUGCCAGUUUAUUUAUUAAAAGACAUCCCCCUAGUGUUAGACUCUUCUGAACAAAAUCCAUAAGAAUAUUUUUUAGUUCUACUUGAAAAUAUGAUAUAAACACCUGCAUAAGAAGUUUUAUUUUAUAAUAACAGUAUUUACUCAAUGUAAUUGGAAGGUGGUUGCUGAGUUAAGGUUAGAAAGCAAAAAAACAAAUAUGGAAUUGGCCAACUACUGUACACAGAAAUAAUGUUUUUUUCUUAUAGGUAGGUAUGCGGCAAUAAUCAAUAAAACAAAAGCCAAAUGACGAUAUUUUAAAUUGAGGUUGAAAUUCACAUCCAUGUUAAAAAAUAUUUGUCUUUGUUAGAAAAAAAACAAAAAAGUUUAUGUUAAUUAACAAUUAGGUACCUACCUACCUACUCACAUACAUGAUUUCUAUAAUUUAGUGAUAAAUUGUCCAAAAUUCCGCAAGAUCUACUUCUUACCAGCAAACUAUUUUUCAACUUCCAAAAAACGCUCAUUAUUGUCAUCAGUAAUAGAUUUUUUUUCUAAAAUUUUAUUUGAUAAUGUAGAAUAGGACAAUUUUUUUUUUGAUGAGAUGUUCGUGACCGUUAUUUUUCCCAAGCCAGCCUCAAUUUUUUUUUUUUUUGGUAUUGUAUUAUAUUUUUUCAACUGAGGAUGGAUUACUGAUCUCAAAACUAAAAUGGAUAAACAAUCGUACCUACGGAUUGAUUCGCUUAAACUUGUGCGAAAAUUUCGGGUCAAUUCCACGACAGUUGUUCAACGGAACAGCCUAACGCCUGCGCAGAGUCUUAUCUUUUGAACAGCUCUUCUAAAUUUUGAAAUGUCCUUCAAUGCCAAUAUUUUGCGCACAGUUGUCCCAGUUGCUCACAUUUCAACCUGGUUAAUAAGCAGCAUUAAAAGCGUUUAUUGUUUAUCCAUUUUAGUUUUGAGAUCAGUGGGAUGGACGGGCUCCCUAGGCAAGUGCCUGUAAAAAUGUGGCAAGAUUUUGUUGAUAUAAUAUAUUAUCUCAAACAAAUAGAA
This is a messenger RNA of Ceutorhynchus assimilis (cabbage seed weevil), 4757 nucleotides long. The record is from the annotation of a GenBank genome assembly. NCBI's taxonomy places the organism in Eukaryota, Metazoa, Arthropoda, Insecta, Coleoptera, Curculionidae.